Molecule: messenger RNA, 3615 nt
Organism: Leishmania braziliensis MHOM/BR/75/M2904
Lineage: Eukaryota; Euglenozoa; Kinetoplastea; Trypanosomatida; Trypanosomatidae
Exons: 1
Coding region: 1-3615 (1204 amino acids)
Source: RefSeq, a predicted model, not a curated record
AUGAGGCCCCAAUACACAGAGAACCAUAGUGCUCUGCAACUAUUACCCCAGACAAGAACUUCACAGAUGGAGCUCAGUGCACCGAACGAGGACGAGAGCGCGUCAAGCAGUGAGACGACCCUUGUUGUGACUACAUCAGGUCCUAGCUCGCACCGGUCUUUCUCAAAAUCCGCCCUUGCAGCACCAACGGCGUCACCAAUGCAGCAGAGAGAAGCAAAUUUGUUGUUGAAUGCAACAACCGAAAAGAGAGCUGCGCAGCUUGUCACUCAACCGACAGAUGGCUGUGCACUUCAUCAUGACAGUCGAUGUAGCAGCGAUGCUGAAUCACUCGACUACGUUGACGAGCUAGCCAGCAGUGCUUUUCAAGACUGCCGCAGCGCUGCACAGCUGCUCACGGCGUACUCGCAGUCGCAGCUCACUUCUUACAUGGAUGCCAUGCCGUUUACGGUGGGAGCCGCAAGCUCUGAACCACCCCGCACGGCGCAAAUGAGUGCACUUCAUUCUCUUGCUGGGGACGACAGCGAAGACAGCAAUGAAGGACAUGGCAGUGAGGAUCACGCAGACCGCCGAAUCGAAAAGACAGGCGAGUCGGACGAUGCAGCGGAUGACGCUUUUACCGCGCAAAACACCACCAUCGAAGUACUUCUGCCCGUCGAUGACGAUGACGCGGCAGCAGUGCAGCACGAGGGACACGAGGACGCUCGAGGGGUGGGAUGCACUUGCCAUGGCACUGAGGAGAUCACUAAGGACGCCUCGUCUGACACCCCAGAGAGUGUGUUGAAGGUCUUUUACGGGAAGGAACGAUGGGCGGGAAAGCAACCGACAAUUUCGCGAGGUGACCUCAGCACCAGAGAUGCCAAGCUUGCUCUCACGCCAGCUGCCGCUCCUUCUUCGGCAGCACCACGGCACACUGACUCAGCCGACUGGGUUGCAACACGCAAAACGGCGCUGGACCAGUUGCGCACAAAAUUCAAUGAGCGAUCGACGGCCGUCGCUUCUCGUGCCCCUGUGAAUCGAGUGUCGAGCCCGUUUGCUCAACGUGAGGGGGAAAACGCACACAGAGUACAGUCCACGUCAAAUUCGGUGGCCCAUCGUGGGCACGCCUUGCAACCCUCCGACUCUUUUGAGGAUCUUUCAAAGGUUCCACUUGCCGGCGAGACAUCAGUGUCAUCAAGGAAGCGGAGUCCUCCUCGUGCCGAGGCGACAACAGCGGCAAGUAUACUUGACAAGCUUAUGGGCGACUCAUGGGUCAGCAGCACUACCGCCAUUCCUCAAACAGCACAACCACAAAGGACGCCGGCGACACAUAGUGGCCUCGACGAGGGCGAGAGCCACACCUCGUUAGGCGAAAGGAGUCGGACGCUGGUGAAACCGACGGGAGACUUAGCAGGAGCGCGGGCGAUGACAACGGGUGAGAGCGGCGGCCGUUUCAUUGUCCGCCCUGCGCUGAGCACUGAUGUGAGUAGUAUCAGUCCCAUCAAGAAUGAGGCGUCAUCGAUCCUGGCAGACCUGUACAGCACACUUGACACUAGGCCGCCAGCAACGGCGGCGCCGCAACCUCAUCCUGGUAGCUUGGCCACGACGACACCCCCGCCGCGCGCCCAACAGCGGCGCGGCGGGCCAAGCGCCAUGGAGAAGGUGCACGAGGCAUCGGUGGAUGCCGUCACGGCGGACUUUUGCACCGCCCAAACGGCUCCGUCCAGCGCUUCGGCAUCCUGGACGGACUCGCCCGUUUGGGGUCGCGUGGCUGCGAACGCCACUGUCACCACCGCGGCCACUGCGAAUGAAAUUGAACACCUGCCUCCGUGUCCUCGCGCGAGUCGACUCAACCACGCACCGCCACUCGACCAGGGGCGUGUACACUCUGGCAUCGUUCUCAAUUCCAACGACGGCGGCACUGCUGGAUCAGGGCUGCGGCCGGAUGCAGAGGUGUCUGUGGUCCCACAGAGUGCACCGAACUCCUGGGACACGUCCCGAGUGAGCAAGUGGCGCUCCUCGGACCACGAGGGGCUAUCGCGCUUGGAGCAGUCGGUGGUGGAUACGUACGCCACAACACCUUCACAAGAAAAUACGACGCUUACGCGAGCGGCGGAGUGGCGGCAGCAGCGUGUCAAAGAGGAGAUGCGGGCCAAGGAGAUGGCGGAGUGUACCUUUCACCCGCUUCUAUCGCCGGGUACACGAGUCAUGGUACGCCUUGCUCAGGAGCGUGAGUUGGAGAGAACGCUGCAGGAAGAGGAGAAAGACGCAGGAGCGGAGUCUGCUGGAGCGCACACCAAAUCUGCACGAAUCAACUGUCCGCAGCCGUCUCUAGACUCCUCCGCGCUUAAGGCAACAUUACAGACUGUGUACGAGCGCCUUUAUCCAGCAGAGCUGUCGGCGACGGCGUCCCGUCGGCAAAUUAUAGAUCAGGAGAUGGAGUACCGCCGUCUCGCGCGAGAGGAGCUCAUUCUACUGCGACGCCGCUGUGGUGUGUCUCGAUGUGCGUCUCGCAAUGCCCGCAACAAUGGCGUGUCCUGGACACGCGACACAUUCAGCUCUUUUAUGAGCACAAUCUUGGAGGUGGACUGGGAGGAAGCCGCUACAGCGUCCUCCGUGCCGCUAUCGGCUGCCGCAGCAUCAUGCCCCGCUGAGUCACGGACGACAGGGAGCGCGGCGGCACCGGUGGCCGUUGUGCAGACGUCGUACAAGUCACCAAUGGCUGUGGCGUUGCUGGAGGAGCUGAACGCAAAGCGAAAGUACAACUCCCGCCGCAAAGCCGAAAUGCAAGGGCGGCAUGCCAAAAGAAGUGGCGCAGAGGUGGUGGUGGGCCGCGGUCAUCGCAAUGGGACGGCGCAGUCACCGGCAGACGGCACGGAAGCUGCGCCCAACGAGGAGAGCUUCCGCGUUGCCCUCUUUGACGAAUUCCUCUUACGCCAGAACGCGUACUAUUUUAACCGUUCUCGCACGGUACGUGAACUGGAGAAGAAGAUGACUCCCACCUUCACCCCCAGCACAACUGAAGCGAGCACACGGCUCGUGCAGGACAUGGUGUCAAGGUCGCUGCUGAACGAGUCCAUGGGCCCGGAGACGUCUUCUAUCGUGGCACGGCGAGAGCGGCAGCGCAUUCCAUUCACGUCGUCGUUUGUGAAGCAGCAUACUUCGCCAUAUGUGAAUCCAUGCACCUUCCAACCAAGCAUCUCACCAGCGGCGCGUGCAUCUAAGAACAUGGAGCGCCGUCACCCGAGUGGCAAAAGAGAGACCAUGGCAGAACAGCAGCAGAGCUUCUUUGAGCGGCUUUACACUGAGCAGCAGCGCAGAGCACAACGGCGCGAAAACGCCAAGAAACGCGCGGAGGCAGCGGAAGUGGAGGGGCUGACGUUUCAGCCGACGCUUAACGUGAAGUGCAACACCCACGUUCGUUCCCUGCUAAACCCUCGCAACUACCAGCCGUACCAGGCCUACCUCCAGGAGAAGCGUCAGUUGCUCGAGGCGAAGCGCAAAGGGCAAGAGGAAGACGCCAGGCAGGCGGAGGAAGAUGUGUGCUCCUUCCGUCCGCAGACCACAAAGAAGCCGGCGUACAUCGGUAAAAUGGCGAAAAGCUUCGGUGUGCUGCGGCAGCAGAACACUGAAUUUUAA